UCAAAUCAAAAAUAUCAAAUGCUCAGUUUUUAAAAUAUAACAUUGUUUUUUGGAUAAGAGAAUAUUAAGAGCAAAAUUCGCAAAUAAUGACUACAUAAUAAAAAGCCUUAACAAUGACAACAUGAGUGUAGUAAAUAUAGUAUAAUAUAUAACUGUACUGUUCUUAACUGCUGAUUCCAAAUAUAUCAGGAAUGGAAGAGCCAAUUACUCGAUAUGAAAAAAUAGAUUUCUUAGGAGAAGGACAGUUUGCUACAGUCUACAAGGCUAGAGAUGUUAAGACAGAUAAAAUAGUGGCGGUUAAAAAAAUUAAAAUUGGCUCUCGAUUAGAAGCCCAAGAUGGUAUCAAUAGGACAGCCCUCAGAGAGAUCAAACUUUUACAAGAACUUCAACAUAUUAAUUUGAUUGGACUCUUAGAUGUAUUUGGACAAAAAUCAAAUGUUUCUUUGGUGUUUGACUUUAUGGAUACUGACUUAGAGAUAAUAGUUAAGGAUAGUAAUAUUGUGCUGACUCCAGGAAAUGUGAAAGCAUACAUGAUUAUGACACUCAGAGGACUUGAAUAUCUACAUCAAAAUUGGAUAUUGCACAGAGACUUAAAACCAAACAAUUUACUGAUAAAUCGAGAGGGUAUACUUAAGAUAGGGGAUUUUGGUCUCGCAAAGGCAUUUGGGUCUCCAACUAGGAUAAAUACCCAUCAAGUGGUCACAAGGUGGUAUAGAUCACCGGAACUAUUGUUUGGGGCUCGCCAGUAUGGCACUGGUGUUGAUAUGUGGGCUGUGGGCUGUAUACUAGCUGAACUGCUUUUACGAGUGCCUUUCCUGCCAGGAGAAACUGACCUAGAUCAGCUUUCACGUAUAUUCCAAGUGUUUGGAACACCAACUGAGGAACAGUGGCCAGGCAUGAAGAGCUUGUUGGCCUAUGUGCAGUUUAAAUAUUGUCCAGUGCAGUCUCUGAGACAUAUAUUCAGUGCAGCUUCGGACGAUCUUAUUGAACUUUUAGAAAGUCUUCUAGCACUGUACCCUCCAAAACGUUGUGACUGCACACAGGCCCUACAAAUGCCUUACUUCAGCAACAAACCAGCACCAACAGUCGGAGUUAAAUUACCGAUGCCCACAAAUAUAACAAAAAUGGAAUUGGAAAAACCAUCCCUGAAGAGGAAACUAUUAGACAACAUAGAUGGCGGCUCUCUCGUAAAGAAAUUACAAUUUGAUCGUAUAUGACGAAUAUUAAAUAACAUCAACUUAUGACAAAGUAUUUUAUGGAAAUCGACUGUUAUAUUAUAGAUAUUAUAUAUAAUCUACACGUCAGAGCUUAAAAACCUCAAGUUAGCAUAAACUCAAUGUCAAAGCAUAAUAUUAAAUUAUUUUUGUUCUUUUCAUUCACCUCAAUAUAUAAAUUCCAAAUUUUACCACUAUCUUACUAAACAAAUAUUUAUUUUUAUAGUAGGGCAUUUUGAUUAUUGAAGUUUGACUAAAAUAGAUUACAAUAAAGUUACAACAAUUAUUAUUAUUAAUGUUAUUACAUUAAGCAAAACAUAACAUAACAGCAUGAUUAAUACAGCAUUUAUAGAUAUAUAUAGAGGUAGGGUUUUAAUAAGCUGUUUAACCCAAUUCCUACUGCCAACUUUUAAAUUUGUCCAUCAUCAUCAGCAUCAGGCGGAAACAAUUAAUAAUCAUUAAUUGAGAACAUUAAUUGUUAAAUCAUUAAUUCAGUACAUUGUUUUUUUCUGCCUGAUAUGACGUGCAAUUUUAUAUCACUACCUAAUUUUUAUAUUGUAUUGUUUGACAUUAUGUGGAUGUUAUCACAAAGCGGGACUUUACCAUCCAGCUAUAGUGACUAUGAUUUUAAGACAAAAUGUAAUAAUAAGGUAAUAAAUUUUAUAUUUCUAAA
Leptidea sinapis is the source of this 1887-nucleotide messenger RNA. It is a transcript of the gene Cdk7, whose product is annotated as cyclin-dependent kinase 7. Lineage: Eukaryota; Metazoa; Arthropoda; Insecta; Lepidoptera; Pieridae. The transcript is spliced from 7 exons. Gene Ontology annotation, biological process: protein phosphorylation; positive regulation of transcription by RNA polymerase II. The coding region runs from base 192 to 1217 and encodes 341 amino acids. Gene Ontology annotation, cellular component: cytoplasm; transcription factor TFIIH holo complex; transcription factor TFIIK complex. Gene Ontology annotation, molecular function: cyclin-dependent protein serine/threonine kinase activity; ATP binding; RNA polymerase II CTD heptapeptide repeat kinase activity. The record is from RefSeq and is a predicted model, not a curated record.